CCUAGUGCCGCCGCCCUGCUGUGGUUCCAGGUAAUUUGCAUAGAAGUUACCCGCUGGAUACUACUAUAAAUUUAGAAAAAAAGUUAUACAUGCGUUUAUCAAAGUAAGUUCAAUGUCUGAAUAUUGAUUAAUUAACCGUAAGUGAUUAAGAAGUGGCGAAAUAAACGGUAAUAUGUGAAUUGCUGAACGCGGUGGGUUCUCCCUUCAUCUCUGGUUCGUGAAAAAAUCUAAAUUCAGUAGAAUAUCGCAAACCCAACGACAAAAAAAAUCUUCACAACGCCUCACCGCAUCAUCGCACCUUGGAGACAGUCACCACGCAUCUCAGAAAAUGCCAAGGCGUCACCACCGCAGACACCACCGGUAUCGGCGUCGUAUGAAUCGAAGGCGUCGGGCAAACGAUCGCGCCUUCCGGACACAUGGGAUGGGGGAUUAUAUCUCCCACUGGAACUGCAUGGUGGGCGUGGUCUUCCUCGGCCUUGUCUGGACGACGAUCGGGAUCGUGCUGAUGGUGGAAGGCCUCAUCAUCUCCGGAGUCGUCAACGUCGUCAUGGGCGGCAUUCUCUUCCUAUGGUUCAGCGUAGUUCUCUUCAUCGCGUACAAGAAAACCGCCACAAGCCUACGCCAGACGGACGGAGGCGGCGAGCAGGCCACAGCUCCUUCCGCGCCCGAGGACCCUUCUGCUCCCGGCUACGUCAACGGAUCCUUCGGCAUGCCAGACGCUCCUCCUCCUUAUAAGGAAGUCGCCGGCGCCCCUCCCCCACCUUAUUCCAUCGCCAUUCCUGAUAUGCAGAAUCAUCAGACUCCUUAUUGCGCAGCCGUUCCUCAAGUACAUACAGCUCAUGACAGGGCUUCUGCUGAAGCUCCAAGUAAUAUAUAUUAUAUUGAUGCAAAUAUUCAAGGCAACAACUAUGUACAUCCUCAAACAAACUGUCAUGACAACAGUUAUGUAGAUCCUUAUGCAAAGAGAUAUAACAAUGGAUAUAUAGAUCCCCAAGCAAACAGUCAUGGCAACAGCUAUGUGGUCCCUCAUACAAACAGCCAUGGCAACAGCUAUGUGGAUCCUCAUACAAACAGGCAUGACAACGGAUAUACAGAUCCUCAAGCAACCAAUCAUGUUAUCAGUUAUGUGGAUCCUAAUACACAUAAUCAUGGGGAUCCUAAUACACAUAGUCAUGGCAACAGCAAUAUGGAUCUUCAUACAAACAGCCAUAGCAUCAGCUAUGUGGAUUCUCAUACCCAUAUUCAUGGUAACAGCUAUGUAGAUCUUCAUACAAAUAGCCAUGGCAUCAGCUAUGUGGAUUCUCAUGCACAUAUUCAUGGUAACAGCCAUAUAGAUCAUUAUGCAAACAGUUAUGGCAACGGAUAUACAGAUCCUCAUGCAAACACUCAUGAUGGUUAUGCUGAGGACCCUCAUCCAAACAUCCAUGGCGGUUGUAAUGUAGAUUCUCAAGUAAAUGGUAUAGAGGUGCCUAGUAACAUUCACAAUGUAACUAAUCAUAUAAGCACCUACAACGGAAAUGCUCAUGCCAGUGCACACCAUGUAGCUGCUCAUGACAAUGCAUUAAAUGUAGGUCCUCAAGUCAGCACUUACAAUGUAGCCAGCAGUCACAACACCCAUUCACAAAAUCAUCAUAACGCGAAUAAUAAAGAGGAGUACAUAGGUAUGGCCAAUAAAGAGUACAAAGGUAUGGCCAGUCACGACAUUGAAGAUAACACUCAUCACGAUCCUGUAAAUCCCGAUGCAACUGAGCCUCAGGACUUUGCAACAUCUGCCAGUGAGUGUUCCCAGCGAUCUCCGAAUCUCGAUGCGCGGAAUUCCCAAGCUUCUGACCAGCAAGAGCAAGGAAAACUGGAUGCUGGUGUCGAAGGGAAGUCUGCGCAGGUUUCUCAGGAGAAAUGGAUAUAAUUUGAUACGCGACGUGUUACUUGAUGGUGAUACAUGCGAAUGAGAAAUCAGGUGUCUUUUAAGUACUAUAAGUGUAUAAUCAGUAUUGUAUUUCACACACGCACGCACAUACACGCGCACGCACAUGUACACACACACACACACACACACACACACACACACACACACACACACACACACACACACACA
Molecule: messenger RNA, 2095 nt
Organism: Penaeus monodon (black tiger shrimp)
Lineage: Eukaryota; Metazoa; Arthropoda; Malacostraca; Decapoda; Penaeidae
Exons: 4
Coding region: 329-1906 (525 amino acids)
Source: RefSeq, a predicted model, not a curated record